Phragmites australis (common reed) is the source of this 1014-nucleotide messenger RNA. Its product is annotated as pathogenesis-related protein PR-1-like. The transcript has a single exon. The record is from RefSeq and is a predicted model, not a curated record. Lineage: Eukaryota; Viridiplantae; Streptophyta; Magnoliopsida; Poales; Poaceae. Gene Ontology annotation, cellular component: extracellular region. Bases 149 to 688 code for a protein of 179 amino acids.
AUAAUUAUCGAACAUGGCUCAAGUCCCCCCAACAACAUCUAAACAAACCUUUUUUUCCCCUCACCUCCGUGUAUUUAUAUGAUGAAGCGCCCGGGCGUGAGCCAGUGGCGGUGGUAGUAGUACAAUCCACAGCUCAGCAUUGCCUCCCAUGGCCGCCUCCUCCUCAUCCAGUUGUCACAGAGUUCACUUCACCGUAGCCGUCGCCGUCCUCGGCAUUGCGCUCCUCUUGGCCGGCAAUGCCGGCGGCGUGGAAGCGUACCCCGGAGGCGGCCGCGGUUACAGGUACCAGUUCUUGGCGCAGCAGAACGCGGCGCGCGCGUCGAUGGGCCUGCGGCCGCUGAUGUGGGACCAACGCGUGGCGGCGUACGCGCGGUCGUACGCCGAGUCCCGGCGCGGGGACUGCGCGCUGGUGCACUCGUCGGGGCCCUACGGGGAGAACCUCUUCUGGGGCAGCGGCACCGGGUGGGCGCCGGCGCAGGCCGUGGGCGCGUGGCUGUCGGAGCGGCCGCGGUACAACUACUGGAGCAACAGCUGCUAUGGCGGCAUGUGCGGGCACUACACGCAGAUCAUGUGGCGCAACACCCGCCGGGUGGGCUGCGCCAUGGUCACCUGCUACAACGGCAGGGGCACCUUCAUCACCUGCAACUACGACCCGCCCGGCAACUACGUCGGCGUGCGCCCAUACUGACCGGCCGCCGGCGAUCACCUGCCUCUUGCAUCCUGUCUUAAUUCGCCGGCCACUCUCCACACAGCUAGCUUGAUUGCCGGCCGGCCAGCACGGCGAUGCAGGCUGUCUUGCUGUCCCAUCAAUUCAUUAUUACAUCAAGAUGUUAUAAGUGUACAAAAUGCAUGAUUGGUACUACUUUGCUUCAUCCUUUUUUGCCUGCCAAGAUAUAUAUUGUGAGGUUAUUGGUAGGACCCGGGAAAUUGCAAUAAAGUUGAGCUAAUUCAGCAGCUAACUGCUUGUUCUGCACUUCUCUCCAGCAAAAAUGAGACCUUUUUUCCCUUCGUGGA